GUUUAGGGGAUGUGCAACAGCUGAGAGAAGCAGACAUUCACAUUCGGAGGACUACUGUGAAACUUGCACUCGCAGCAAAAGUAAGCUAACAACAGCCUCUGCUUUACUUCAUUAAGGCCCUAAAAACCUUCUGAGUCUUUAUCAUUAUGCUGGCCCUCUGGUCUGUGUCAUUUGUACUAUUGUGCGUAUGGAAAUUCAGUCACGCACAGUAUGAGCACUUGGGUUACCUCCCUGGCUACCAAGACCCCGCACAGGACCUUUAUACUGCUCCAGAGCUUCCUAAAGAUAUACCCAGGAUACAGCUACGUCUGGCAGGAGAGAAACGCAAGCACAAUGAAGGGCGUGUUGAGGUCUUCUAUGACGGGGAGUGGGGGACUGUGUGUGAUGAUGAUUUCACAAUUCACACAGCCCAAGUUGUAUGCAGAGAACUGGGUUAUUCUGAAGCAGUGUCCUGGUCCCCAUCAUCUAAAUAUGGAAAGGGAGAAGGCCGUAUCUGGUUUGACAAUGUCCACUGCACAGGGAAUGAGAAGAGUUUGGCCCAGUGUGAGUCUAAUGGCAUAGGUGUGUCAGAUUGUAAGCAUACUGAAGAUGUCGGGGUGGUUUGCAGCGACAAGAGAAUCCCAGGAUUCAAGUUUGUUAACACCCUUACCAACAACAUCAAUAGUCUAAACAUUCAGGUGGAGGAUGUUCGUAUACGCCCCGUCCUGUCAUCAUAUCGUAAGCGUAUCCCAGUGACGCAGGGCUAUGUGGAGGUGAAAGAUGGAGGCAAGUGGAAGCAGAUUUGUGAUGAUGAGUGGACACACAUGAACAGCAGGGUUAUCUGUGGCAUGUUCGGCUUUCCUGGAGACAAGAGAUACAAUACCCGUGUGUACAAAUUGUUUGCCCGCCGGAGAAAGCCAGUAUACUGGGAUUACUCCAUAAAUUGCACCGGAAAUGAAGCUCACUUGUCUAGCUGUAAACUGGGCCACGCACUCGCCAUCAAAGCCAAUAGCACGUGUGAGCAGGGCACUCCUGUGGUAGUCAGCUGCGUCCCUGGCAGAGCUUUCGCCCCAACUCCCAUGGAAGGAUACAGGAAGGCCUUCAGACAGGGGCAACCCCUGGUGCGCCUCAGAGGUGGCGCUGUAUUUGGAGAGGGGCGUGUGGAGGUGUUGAAAAAUGGAGAAUGGGGCACGAUCUGUGAUGACAACUGGAAUCUCGUAGCAGCUACUGUAGUGUGUCGUGAGCUUGGAUUUGGGAGUGCCAAAGAGGCGCUUUCUGGAGGUCUACUUGGACAAGGAAUGGGCCCUGUACAUAUGAACGAAGUUAAAUGUUCUGGCUUUGAGAAGUCUGUCACUGAGUGCUCCUUCAAUAUGGACAAAGAUUCUGAAGGCUGCAGUCAUGAGGAAGACGCAGGUGUCAGAUGCAAUGUUCCUGCCAUGGGCUUUCAACAGAGGCUGCGUUUGAGUGGAGGUCGUAACCCCUUUGAAGGCCGUGUGGAGGUUCUCAUGGAGCGCAACGGUUCUCUGGUGUGGGGGACUGUGUGUGGUGAGGGCUGGGGCACUAUGGAGGCCAUGGUGGUCUGCAGACAGCUCGGCGUGGGCUUCGCAAGCCAUGCCUUCCAGGAGACCUGGAUCUGGCCCGGGUCAGUGAAUGCAGAUUCAGUGGUAAUGAGUGGGGUGAGGUGUGCAGGAACAGAGAUGUCUCUCUCACACUGUCUGCAUCAUGGAGAAUAUCUCAGCUGCCCUAAAGGUGGAGGACGCUUUGCUGCUGGAGUUUCCUGCUCUGAGACUGCCCCAGAUCUAGUGCUCAACCCCCAGGUGGUGGAGCAGACCACAUACUUAGAGGACCGUCCUAUGUUCAUGUUACAGUGCGCCUAUGAGGAGAACUGCCUGGGCUCCACUUCCAGUUCCACCCCAGCCAACUCCUAUCGCCGGCUCCUCCGGUUCUCCUCCCAGAUCCACAACAAUGGACAAUCUGAUUUCAGACCCAAAGCCUCCAGAGAGACCUGGGUUUGGCAUGACUGCCACAGGCACUAUCAUAGCAUGGAAGUAUUCACCCACUAUGACCUACUUAGCAGCAAUGGCACCAAGGUGGCAGAGGGACACAAAGCAAGCUUUUGUCUGGAGGACUCAGAAUGUGAUGAAGGAAUUGAAAAGAGGUAUGAGUGUGCAAACUUUGGUGAGCAGGGGAUCACAGUGGGCUGCUGGGAUACAUACAGACAUGAUAUUGACUGCCAGUGGGUGGACAUUACAGAUGUUAAACCGGGAGACUACAUAUUCCAGAUCGUAAUUAACCCCAAUUAUGAGGUUGCUGAGUCGGAUUACACCAAUAACAUUGUCAAAUGCAGAUGUCGAUAUGAUGGUCACCGUAUAUGGAUGUAUAAUUGCCAUAUAGGGGGCUCCUUCAGUGCAGAGACAGAAGACACCUUUCCUGGCCUGAUCAACAACCAGGUGACCCAUAGGUAAAAGAGGAGCGCUGAAGAACAAUCAGAAAACUGCGGCCAACCAGUGAGAUCAUCAAGAGCCCUGAACCACUACACCUCUCUCAGCCGUAAUUCCAUGGUACUCUUUCUACUAUGCUCAGUGUCACCACAUAGCCAGCACAGUCCUCUACCGUAUCACAGGACUAAACAUCCCCUUUUUUAAAAUUGAGAACUCCGAUUUGAGAAAGGAACUGACUCUGAAAACAGCUCUUUGGCUGAGAUUUACAGACUGAUAUUCCCUCUCACCGCUGAGCCAGUAGCAAUUCUGAAACCUCAUUCUUUCUCUGUUUGCUGCUGGUGUUGAAGAUGAAACUGUGGUUAACUCUCAAGUGAGCUCACUUCAGACAUGAAAGGAACUCCGGUGCACUUUUUAUUUGAUCUUUUUUAACUUGACAGGAUUUGUGGUUUAGGCGUUUUGAUAAGGUGAGAGGACUUUUCUCAGAUGGGUCUUCUAAAAGAAUAUUAUAUUACACAAAUCUACAGAAAAAUAAAGGCCUGUUUCCUUUUUUAGUGUCAUGCAUUUCAGCUAUAUACUUUGGCUUUUCGAAAACUAAGCUGAUGACUUCUGUUUAUAAAUAUCAUUGGUUAUUAUUUAAGUACUUCCAUGGGUUUGUAGUGGAAACAACCAAUGCAUUAGAAAGAUAUAAAGAGCCUUACAAUAUUUUUUAUCAAUGUCCAAAAGUAUUUUCAGAAAUUAUAUAUUGUUACAUGAUGAAUUGCAGUGUAAGAAAACUUUGAAUAUUCCCAGUAACCCUAAGCCUACCAGUUCAGAUCAGCAGUUCAUAAACACUGGACCUGUGAGAACUCUUAUAUUAGUGUUGUUUU
Messenger RNA from Carassius carassius (crucian carp), 3286 nucleotides. Its product is annotated as lysyl oxidase homolog 2B. Gene Ontology annotation, cellular component: membrane. The record is from RefSeq and is a predicted model, not a curated record. Gene Ontology annotation, biological process: peptidyl-lysine oxidation; sprouting angiogenesis. NCBI's taxonomy places the organism in Eukaryota, Metazoa, Chordata, Actinopteri, Cypriniformes, Cyprinidae. Bases 147 to 2444 code for a protein of 765 amino acids. The transcript has 14 exons. Gene Ontology annotation, molecular function: copper ion binding; protein-lysine 6-oxidase activity.